GUUGUGAUAUAAAAACCGCGAGCAUCGCCAGCGCCAUCCGCAGUAAGAGGCGCGACUUUUGAACGCUAGCACCGCUUCGAUUCCGACUCCGAAUCUGAAUCUGAAUCUGAAACUGAAACCGAAACCAAACUAGACCCUCUAACCCAACGAACCCGGUCGUGUACCCUUGCUACUUUUUUUUUGUGGUUCUGAAAGACUCAAAUAUAUUGAAAAGUGCAUAUAAUAUAUAACAGAAAAAUCGGAUUUUGUGAAAAGUUGCUGUGAAUGCGCAUUGUUACCUGGAAUCGCCAUGAGAUUAGCGUUAAUAUUGGGCACUCUGAGUGCUAUAUUGUGUUUGGCCAGCGGUUUGAGCCAGUCAGAGGCGAGUGGUUCAAAGGGCAAUGGAUUUCCCAAAAAGGUUACCACCCUGAAGAAGCGACCAACAAAAACGCCAACGACAGUGCCAAUUUCCAUCAGCAGAGCAACCACUUUGAAGCCCAGUAAGCCACGCGUGAAGAUCGGCACAUCGGCAACCACCAAAAGCACCACCAAAGCACCGGCCUUAACCGAGACAUUUGGCAAUCUGCCGGCUGAUGACCUGGAAUUCAUUAAGGAGCUGGACAAGCAGUUCAAGCUGCAUGGAGACAAGAUCAAGAUUAAGGUGGAGAGGGAUAAUUCCACGAGCAGCGGUGGCAAGAACAGCAAGAGGACCAUUGAGGGCGAUUUGGGAUACGGCUACUCGCAUCCUGGUUACGAUUACACGCCGCCGAAGUUCAUGUUCUAUCCGUACUCACAGCAUGAUAUUCCCUCGGGCUUUUCCCUUCCCCAGCCGCUUCCAGAGGAGCAGGAGGAGCCACACCAGCCGGCCAUGCACCAACACCACAAUCACGAGCAAGUGACCAGCGUGACCAUCGAGCCCUCGUACUCCUACGAGCUUAAGCCCCAGACCAGCUAUGAAACCCAACCGCAGCACACUGUCCCCGAGCAGCCGCAGAUCGAUCUGCCCCAGGAUGAAGCGGAAGGUCCUAGUGGUGCAGGUGUGGCCAGUGGCCACGGGGAGUAUCAGGAGCCUGUCAUUGUCCUGCGAAUUCCCGGACCCGCCAAGUACGCCGCCCAUUUGCAGACCCUGCUCCAGCAGUAUCUAGAGAUCAGAGCGGCCCAGUACCUCAGCUUGCUGCAGGAGGCAGAUCAGCAGCAACAACAACAGCAGCAGCAACAUGUGGAUCCUGCGCAGCAAUAUGGGCCACCAGAACCGGCCACCUACCACCAGGAAGUGAGCUACGCCCACCAACUAGCGCCCACGCCGGCUCCUGUGCAGUAUGCACCCAUCGAUGAUGUCUACCAAAGCUACAAGGGUCGCCACCAGCAACAGCUGCAGCUGCAGCAGCAACAGUACGAGCCGCAACAAUACUACGCGCCCAUGGACUACCAGCAGCCCACACAGUUCUACUAUGCACAGCCGCAAUCCCACUUGCAGCAGCAACCUCAGCUCUAUCUGAUAGCAAUGGCCCAGCCGGAGCCGGAUCCGGAGCCGCAGCCACAGCAGCACCAGCACCACCAUCAUCAUCAUCAUCAGCAGCAGCAGCCAAUUUACGUCCCAGAGUCUGACGCGCCGACAGGUCCCUCAGGUGCUUCCGAACAGGAACCGGAAGCGGAGCACAGUCUGCCCAUAACGGAAAACAACCCACGACCCACGCACACCAAGGUCAUUUUCAAUCCCUAUCCCUACCAGCAGCAGCAGCAGCAGCAGCAUCAUCAGCAACUACAGCAGUCCAGCAUCGAGGAGCAGCAGCAGCAGUCGGAGGAACGCCCCUUCAACUACCACGCCCAUGCGAUCAAGAUGCGCCAGGGCAAGAGGGCGGCUAAGCCGGAACCUGCGGAUGGGGACGUGGGGCCCAGUUCGGGCGACAAGGGACUCCAGCAGAUCAGGGAGUAUGUGAGGGAGAAACUGGGCGCUGAAAUGGGCUCGGCUGUGGAGUACAAGACGACACAGCGGCUCGAGGGCUGAUGUCUGGAUACACGUCCACUUGGGGGCAUGGAAACUCACUUGGAAGAACGCACUGUCGCUGUAUUUCAAAUCGAUUCAAAUGUGUCUCUAUAUCCAAGCCAUCUUUAAAUCAAAUUCCAACAUCCGGAGACAUCCUUCGCGCUCAUUUCCAAAACUUCUGCUGAUUGCAGCUGUUCAAAGUAGUGAUGUACUGCUAACUUUUAAGGGUAUGGGCAUGAAGUCCAGCAAGACAGUAAAAUUCCAGUGAGUGCCAUCCCCACGUAUACUCGUAUGUUAACACAAUUGCUUCUCGUGCCUGAUAUCCGCUCAUUAGUAUUUAUUCCAAGCUAGAGGAGCAGAAAGAUCCCGGGGUGAUCCUCUAGCUCCAAAUCUCAUCUAACACCUACCCGCAACCCGGAAUCCCUAAGCUACACAGCCAAGGCAUACUUUUGGCCGCAAAAAGAGUGCGCCUAAAGAUAGGCAUACUUUUACUUUUUUAAGUGAAGAGGUGCUGCCGGGACACAUUCGCUUUUCAUUAUUUUGUACGACGUUUUUUUUAUGUUGUUUAUAUCGUUAACCAAGAAAAUGUGCUGCUGAUCAUGUGUGCAAUAUUUAGUCUUAAUGUGCUUCUUGAUUUACCUGUAUGUACUUGUAUUUUUGUAUGAUUAAA
Drosophila erecta is the source of this 2636-nucleotide messenger RNA. Its product is annotated as putative mediator of RNA polymerase II transcription subunit 12. The record is from RefSeq and is a predicted model, not a curated record. The transcript has 3 exons. NCBI's taxonomy places the organism in Eukaryota, Metazoa, Arthropoda, Insecta, Diptera, Drosophilidae. Bases 290 to 1987 code for a protein of 565 amino acids.